AUGGUUAUCCUAAUUGCAAAGGAAGAUGGGAUACUGGAAAGAAUAGCAUCACCUGUUUUGUUGGAGCAAGCGAUUAACUAUAUAGAAGGACGGAAGAAAAACAUAAAAGAAUUGCAGAGAAGGAAGGAACAACUCAUGGGUACUGGUCAGACUAGUGGGAAUAAGCAUAGCAUGGAAGGGUUGGCGUCACCGGUACUUGAAGUUGAAGAAAUGGGCUCAUCUUUGGAGGUGAAAUUGAUUACUGGUUUCAAUAGAAACUUCAUGUUGCAUCAAGUUCUAACUGUUCUCGAGGAAGAGAAUGUUGAAGUUGCGAGUGUCAACUCCUCUACUAUGGGUGACAGGAUCUUGUAUACAAUCCAUGCACAGGCUAUUUGGCCAAGAAUUGGCAUAGAAAUUUCACGAGUGCAAGAAAGACUACAGAAUCUUGUCUUCUCAAUUAUGUAA
Messenger RNA from Cornus florida, 444 nucleotides. RefSeq lists its product as uncharacterized. Bases 1 to 444 code for a protein of 147 amino acids. The transcript has 3 exons. Gene Ontology annotation, molecular function: DNA-binding transcription factor activity, RNA polymerase II-specific; RNA polymerase II transcription regulatory region sequence-specific DNA binding. NCBI's taxonomy places the organism in Eukaryota, Viridiplantae, Streptophyta, Magnoliopsida, Cornales, Cornaceae. The record is from RefSeq and is a predicted model, not a curated record. Gene Ontology annotation, cellular component: RNA polymerase II transcription regulator complex. Gene Ontology annotation, biological process: regulation of transcription by RNA polymerase II.